AUGGCGAGUUUCGAGGAGGCUAGCUCAGCGCUUUAUGACGCCUUCCAUAGCCUCACAGCUUCGCAGGUUUCCGCUGCCGUAUUCAUCUUCUUAUUCACAAGAUGGUUUCUUCAAGGAAUCUAUCGAGUCUACUUCCACCCACUGAGCCACUUCCCUGGCCCGAGAUCUUCAGCUUUCACCCGCAUACCGCAACUCUACGCAACAGCUACAGGUAAAUUGCAUGUCUACGUUGCCAGUUGUCAUAACAAAUACGGACACGUUGUUCGCAUAUCGCCCAACGAGAUUAGCUUCACCAACUCUGAAGCAUGGCGUGACAUCUACGGCUAUGGGUCCAAAACAGGGCCUGGUUCCGCGCCUCCAAAGCACUGGGUCCGCUACGGUGAAAGUCCCAACGGCGUGGCCCCCAUACUCCAAGAUUCAGACGACGCAAACCACGCACGUGUUCGCAAGAUCUUCAGUCCGGCGUUCUCGGAACGUGCGAUCAAAGAGCAAGAGCCACUGUUCACGAAGUAUGUCAACCAGUUGGUACAGAUUCUCAAAGACGGAAUCGCCGCUAGCACUACCGAUGCUGCAACAUACGAUCUAGUCAGCCUGUAUAGCUUCACAACCUUCGACGUUAUGAGUGAUCUUACCUUCGGAGAGCCCCUUCACAUGCUCACCACAGGCUCCUACGACCCCUGGGUCCGCACCAUCCUUGGUGCCUUAAAAGCAAACUUGCGUCUUAACCUUGUUAAAGCACACUAUCCGCUCGCCGCCAAAAUCCUGCACCCCAUCAUGGAAGCCCUUUUCUCGAAGAUGCGUUUCGAGCUCUUCGACACAAACGUCAAGCGCGUUACGAAGAGGUUGGAAAAAGGGAGGCAGAGUAAGGUAGGAGUUGACCUAUGGGAUCUGGUAUUGAAUCAAGAAGAGAAGGGUAAGAGAGGGUUAAGUAGAGGAGAAAUGGACAGCAAUGCGACUACGUUCAUGGUAGCGGGUACGGAGACUACGGCGACACUGUUGAGUGGACUAACAUAUCUGCUAUUGACGAAUCCAGAGUGUCAAGCGAAAUUGGUUCAUGAGAUCAGGACAACGUUUCAAGAAGAGGCGAACAUCGAUAUGGAGUCCAUCGUGAGGUUACCCUACCUCAAGGCAUGUAUCAGUGAGGCAUUUAGGUUAUACCCACCCGUUGCAGUAGGUUUACCGCAUCUGACUCCCAGCGAUGGAUCUACUAUCUGUGGACACUUUAUUCCACCAAAUGCCUCACACAAGAUCACCGUCUCAGCAUCUCACUACGCCAUGUACACCUCUGACAGAAACUUCACCGACCCUCACUCCUUUAUCCCCGAACGUUGGACCGGCGACGCGCGAUUUGCAGAUGAUGAACGCGCAGCUCUACAACCAUUUUCUGUGGGUCCGAGGGACUGCUUGGGGAAAAAUAUGGCGUACCACGAGAUGCGACUGAUUAUGACGAAAGUGUUAUGGAAUUUUGAUUUAGAGUUGUGUGAGGAGAGCAAGGGGUGGCUUGAUCAGACCGUGUAUACGCUUUGGCAGAAGGGACCGUUGGUUAUGAAAGCGAAGUUGGCCGGAUGA
Molecule: messenger RNA, 1569 nt
Organism: Alternaria atra
Lineage: Eukaryota; Fungi; Ascomycota; Dothideomycetes; Pleosporales; Pleosporaceae
Exons: 5
Coding region: 1-1569 (522 amino acids)
Molecular function (GO): oxidoreductase activity, acting on paired donors, with incorporation or reduction of molecular oxygen; monooxygenase activity; iron ion binding
Source: RefSeq, a predicted model, not a curated record